This is a messenger RNA of Lycium barbarum (goji berry), 1364 nucleotides long. RefSeq names its product zinc finger protein ZAT11-like. Gene Ontology annotation, biological process: response to chitin. Bases 610 to 1119 code for a protein of 169 amino acids. NCBI's taxonomy places the organism in Eukaryota, Viridiplantae, Streptophyta, Magnoliopsida, Solanales, Solanaceae. The record is from RefSeq and is a predicted model, not a curated record. The transcript has a single exon.
AAUUAUAAUUUCCUAUUUCUUUUUUUAUUCACGAAAUAAAAUAAAAAAACAUCUAUUUCGUGGAUUGUGUGAUGAUAUGUAAAAAAAAAAAAAAAUUUUCACGAAAUUAAAAAAAAAAAAAAAAAGCUAUUUCGUGGAUUGUUCCACAAAAUGCAAAAAAAAAUUUAAAAAAAAAAAGCUAUUUCGUGGAACAAUCCACGAAAUAGCAAAAAAAAAAAAAAAAGAGUUGCUGCUAUGAACAGUAACUGGGGUAUUUCGUUGAAUGAUCAACGAAAUACCCAUUUGGGUAUAAAAAAAAAAAGACAGCCUAUUUUGGUCUAAUUGCUGUAAAAAUAUGUCAUUUUGGCUCCGGACUCGUACUAGUAACGCAAUAAUUCUUCUCACUUAUACUUCGAGUACAACAAGUAUUACUAUUACUAUUAAAAGCUAAAUCUCACUCACCAUUGGACUCACUCCAAUAUUCCCAACACUAUUUAUAGCCAUAGACCAGUCCCCUGCCACCAACAAGUCGACUAUAGCUAAACAUCAAAAGCGACGAAGUUCGGUUCUUUUUUAUAGUGUUCUCAGAAACACUGACAAAUUAAAGCGACUAGUACAUCUAGCACGACCAUGGCCAUGCCGAUAUCGAAGAGAAGAAGAGUAGAAGAAGAAUCAGUAGAGAAAUUCGCAAUGGCGAAUUGUGUGGAUAUCAUGAAGAGGAACGAGUCGCUAGGACGAUCUAAACACUUCGAGUGCAAUACAUGCAAGAAAAAAUUUGAUUCGUUUCAAGCACUUGGUGGGCAUAGAACGAGCCACAAGAAUACGAUGAAUAAGCUCAUCGCGACGAGUACUACUGACGAAUUUUUACCCGUUAAGCCCAAAAAACACAAAUGCUUCCUUUGUGGCGAAGAGUUUGCUCUGGGCCAAGCUUUGGGCGGACACAUGAGAAAACAUCGCGAUGAAUUAAAUCAACUCGAGCAGAAGAAGAUGAAAUUGAAGGAGAAUUCGAAGAGUAAUGAAUUUGCAGAAGCUGUUCACGAUAAGAAAGAUAAGAAGGGUAGUACUGAAAGAAAUUUGUUUUUGGAUUUGAAUUUGACGCCGUAUGAGAAUGAGGUGAUGACAGGGAUGAUUCCUGUUUAGUGCAUAGUUGUAAUUACUUAAAAAAUAGGCAAGCUAAGUUAAUUCUUAAUGAAUUUCAGAUAUCACAUAAAUUGUACAGAUGAAGUAACUUUAAAGGAAGGCUGAAAAUAAAAGUUUGCUUGAAGUUGAUAUAUAUACUAGCUCGUGUUUGGUGAAACUUCUUUUAUUUUGUUUUCUCCUCUUUUUCCAAAUAUUACUAAUUGUAGUUAUUCGUGCUGUUGUAAGAGAAUCUCUUUUAUUUUGAA